Messenger RNA from Salvia miltiorrhiza (redroot sage), 1582 nucleotides. Its product is annotated as protein DA1-related 2. NCBI's taxonomy places the organism in Eukaryota, Viridiplantae, Streptophyta, Magnoliopsida, Lamiales, Lamiaceae. The record is from RefSeq and is a predicted model, not a curated record. Gene Ontology annotation, molecular function: ubiquitin binding.
GAUGACCACUCUCGAGCCAAUAAAGAAAAGGAAGAAUUAGAUCGUGCAGUAGCUCUCUCUUUGAAUGAAGAUUUAAGCAAACCAAAUGGAUAUAGAUGGAGAACAGCCAACGAUGAAGAUCUAGCGAGGACACUUCACGAUAAUUUCAACUCAGCACCGUACCCUCAGUAUGGCCCUAGAGAUUAUUACCAGGAGGCCUAUAGAAAAUGUGGAGGUUGUGAUCGUGAAAUCGUGCAUGGAAAUUAUCUGGGAUGCAUGGGGACGUUUUAUCAUCCCGAGUGCUUUUGCUGCUGCGCAUGUGGUUACCCAAUUACUGAACAUGAGUUCUCUUUGUCAGGAAAAGACACAUACCAUAAGUCCUGCUUCAAAGAGCUCACACAUCCAAAAUGUGAAGUCUGCCAUCAGUUUAUUCCCACUAAUGGGGCUGGCUUGAUAGAAUACAGAUGCCACCCAUUCUGGUCUCAAAAGUAUUGUCCUUCACACGAACACGACAAUACAGCUAGGUGUUGUAGUUGUGAGCGUUUGGAGUCAUGGAAUACUAGAUACAUAUCGCUCGGAGAUAGUCGUAGUAUAUGCUUGGAGUGCAUGGAGUCGGCUAUUAUGGAUACCGGUGACUGUCAGCCGUUGUACCAUGCCAUUAGGGACUACUAUGAGGGAUUGAAUAUGAGAAUCGAUCAGCAAAUUCCAAUGCUUCUUGUUGAAAGACUAGCCCUUAACGAGGCUAUUGAAGGCGAGAAACACGGUUACCAUCACAUGCCAGAAACAAGAGGUUUAUGCCUAUCAGAAGAGCAGACCGUUACUAGUGUGUCGAGAAGACCAAGAAUGGAGCGCUGUGGACUAGUGGGAAUGAGGACACAACCGCAGAAGCUGGUCAGGAGGUGUGAGGUUACAGCCAUUCUGGUUUUGUAUGGCCUUCCAAGGUUGCUAACCGGAGCAAUCCUUGCACACGAGUUGAUGCACGGAUGGUUACGUCUCAAUGGCUAUCGUCGUCUGAGGCACGAGGUGGAAGAAGGUAUCUGUCAAGUGCUGGCUCGCCUAUGGCUGGAGUCGGAGGUACUAAACAUACCAUCCACCUUUACAGCUUCAUCCUCGUCAACAGCUUCGUCUUCAUCCUCAUCAUCAUCGUCGUCGUCUCCUUGGUCAGCAUCCAAGAAGGGAGGUAAGUCCAGUGUCGAGAACAAGCUAGGCGAGUUUUUCAUGCACCAGAUCGCCCACGACGCCUCCCCAGCUUACGGAGGUGGGUACAGGGCUGCCAUGGCGGCAGUGAACAGGUACGGUUUACGACGUACCUUGGACCAUAUUCGACUCACGGGAACUUUCCCGGAAUAGCAAGUUGAGAUGGAAAGAGGAGCUCCUCGGAGAAGAUUGAGUUGAUCAUGAAAAAUGUGCAUCACCUCCUCCUAAUAUUUUUUGGGGCCUUGUCUGAGGAGCCCUUUUGAUUGCAGUGACAAAAAUACUCUGAAUUCAAUGUUUUUUUUUUUUUUUAAUUAUUAUUAUCAAACUCUGGAUCAUAUCAUCUAUUCAGACAACUUUAAAUGUGAAUGCAUAGUAUAUGUAUGAAAAUUGGGGUUUCUUUUUUAAA